This is a messenger RNA of Haliaeetus leucocephalus (bald eagle), 1191 nucleotides long. It is a transcript of the gene NDUFB1, whose product is annotated as NADH dehydrogenase (ubiquinone) 1 beta subcomplex, 1, 7kDa. Bases 840 to 1037 code for a protein of 65 amino acids. Gene Ontology annotation, cellular component: mitochondrion. Lineage: Eukaryota; Metazoa; Chordata; Aves; Accipitriformes; Accipitridae. The transcript is spliced from 3 exons. The record is from RefSeq and is a predicted model, not a curated record.
AGAGGGUGUUUCCGCGGUACCGGCGUCCGUCUGCGCCGGGGGCGCCUCGCCCUGUCCCCUUCGGCCGGGAGACGGGGCCGGGGAGUGGGAGCGCCCCUCAGCCCCGGGGCUUUAUGGCGCUCUUGCCCCCGCGGCCACGGGCGUGCGGGGGGCGGUCGGGUUCCCAGGCAGGCUGGGGGCAGCGUUUCUCCGCGCCCGGCGGAGCCGGGAGGCUGGCGGGGCCCUCCCGUGGGUCGGUACCGUGAGCGCCGGCCCGAGCCGCCAUCGCGGGCGACGGAGGGAGGAGGGGCCGGGGGAGGUCAGGGCCUCCCGCCGUGCUCCCUCCCCCACACCGCUUCGGGUGUCCGGUGUGCCGCCGGCCCGCGGCGGCUGUGAGAGGAACGGCGCCGUUGGUGCCUGUCCUCUGUAAUUAGCAUGCCGUUUUGAGCUCGCAGCUGUAUGACUUCCUUGGUGUCUCUUGUAGCUUGCGGCAAGACGCUAAUCUGGAAGGCUUCGGUUGGGCUGGAAAGGGCUCGCUGGGUUUUAGAAAUGUCCGUUCUUCCUUACCUGUCAGUUCCCCACCGAAUGUGCAGAGUAUCUUUCAGCCUUGUUGCAGAUAGUAAAGCGUCUGUCUGCAGGAGUUGAGGUUAUAAAUGCAUUUGUAGCGUUUUACAGAACAGCAAACUUCUGUAUUGCUAGAGUUACUUUAAUGGAUGAAUUACUCUAGGAACUAUUUCACCGGGGAUAUCUUAAAAGAGAUGUUCUGUUUCUCUUCCAUUUUAGGAUAAAAUCCUAUUUCCCAGGGCCAAGAGUUAGUUAGGAUUAUUUCUAAGAACCCUGUGUACGGAUCUGUGAACAGCAUGUGUCUUGUAGGAGCAGUCAUGGUGAAUUUCGCCCAAGCUGUGCGUGAUCACUGGGUUCACAUCCUUGUUCCCUUAGGAUUUGUGAUUGGAUGCUAUUUGGACAGAAGGAAUGAUGAAAAACUGUCUGCCUUCAGAAACAAGAGCUUACUAUAUAGAAGAGAGUUGAAGCCUGGUGAAGAAGUUACAUGGAAAUAAAGGCUGCUGAUGAAAUGGAAAAUAUUUUCGUUUGAUUCCUCAUCAUAUCUCACACGUUGAAAGACUAGGAUUAUGGUUGUUAUCUUGAGAGAAUAUGUAAAGCUACAGAAAAGGACACCUGCAAUUCAUCAGUGCUAGUUUAAUUUCCAAUCUU